Molecule: messenger RNA, 1635 nt
Organism: Larimichthys crocea (large yellow croaker)
Lineage: Eukaryota; Metazoa; Chordata; Actinopteri; Sciaenidae
Product: UPF0392 protein
Exons: 5
Coding region: 150-1496 (448 amino acids)
Cellular component (GO): cytoplasm
Molecular function (GO): glycosyltransferase activity
Source: RefSeq, a predicted model, not a curated record
CUCAUUUUGAUUGGCUACCCAACGUUUUAACAUCACCUCCUGAUGCACCACCUGUGUCAAUCACACACACCUGGAGUUAAAGCUGGACCCUGGCUGGAAGUUUGUCCACAUGUUUCAAGCUAAUUAAGGAUCCUUCAAUCUUUGGCUAAAUGGAAGAGUGGAAAAAACUCAGAAGGAAGUUUUUCUUCCUCUUCUUUGGUAUCUUCGUCUUCAUGGCUGUGGUUGUGAAAUACUCCAGGACAUACAAGGUCGUCCCGCAGCCAAUCCGAAACAUACAUAGAGUUUUGAAAGCUUGCCCCCAGGAGGUAUCUGACCAGACCAUCACACCGCUCAGAAAUGCAAAGCAUUUUCUGGUGUCUGCGUACAUGGACCGUAGAGUAGAAGAUUUCGAUAUACGCAUCAUUAGCAUAUUCAAAAGAGACUCCAUCCAACCCCUAAAAUGUUUGUUCUGCUGUGCGGGCAUGUUAUCUCAUACAACACCUCCAGCAAUAAUUAAAGAACACCCAGACAACUUUGGUUUUGCCUUCAUCACUACGUUCGUCAUGUGUCAGAUUCCUCAAAAUUGCACUGCGACCCAUGUCAGUCUUUUGACCGAGCUCGAUAGUGCGAGGGUACCUACGCAGAUUUGGCUCCCAAUAAGAAACCAGAAGACCGCUGGGAAGGAAGACAUUAAGAUGCAGUUUAACAUGACUGUCUGUAUCUCCAACCUGUUUGAAUUCAACAACGCACUUCAAUACGCACAGACCCUGGAGAUGUACAGGUUGCUGGGUGUGGACAGAGUGGUGAUCUAUAACACCAGCUGUGGACCAGACCUCAACCACCUCUUGCAAAGCUACAGCCAGGAGGGCUUUGUGGAGAUGGUUCCUUGGCCCAUUGACAAGCAUAUGAAUCCAUCUCAUGGCUGGUUCUUCUCAACGCACGGAGGGGACAUGCACUACUAUGGCCAGAUAGCCACGCUCAAUGAGUGUCUUUACAGAUAUAUGGACCAAUCCCGCUACGUCCUGCUGCACGACAUAGAUGAGAUUAUGAUGCCGUACAAACACGACAGCCUACAAGUUCUCUUGGACUUGCUCCAAGAGCAGCUUCCGAAAGUUGGUGUGUUUCAAGUAGAAAACCAUAUUUAUCCCAAGAAACCCUUUCACGAAAGUAAAAAGGAACUUCUGCCCGAAUGGAGAGUAGUACCAGGAUUUAACAUUCUGGAGCACGUCUAUAAGUGGGACAGGUUGUCAGAGUCCCUUGCGUACAAGAUGAUCGUUCAGCCAAGGAUGGUGGUGCAGACUUCAGUGCAUUAUAUAACCGAGACAAGGGCGGAGCAGUUCCUAAUUCCUCAUGAGUUGGGUCAUAUUAUUCACUGCCCGGUGUCCACCCCUUAUGUUAAGCCGCUGAAGGACAUCCAAGUGGACACACGACUGUGGGACUUCAGUGACAAGCUGAUCCCUAACGUGAACCAGGUGCUGAAGAGAUUGGGGCUGUUGCGUUUGGAGUGGCAGAGCUGAUUGUUGGGAUGGAAAAACCCAAGGACGCAUUUAAAAUUGUAUGUAUUUAUCAAUUAUAUCUACAAUAUAGUGGUGCUGGAUUGUAGCCACGUUGUAGAUUUAGCAAUGUUUAAUCUAAUAAAUGGGAUUUCUGACUAUA